Messenger RNA from Uloborus diversus, 4932 nucleotides. RefSeq lists its product as uncharacterized. Lineage: Eukaryota; Metazoa; Arthropoda; Arachnida; Araneae; Uloboridae. The record is from RefSeq and is a predicted model, not a curated record. Gene Ontology annotation, biological process: DNA integration. The transcript has 3 exons. The coding region runs from base 1 to 4932 and encodes 1643 amino acids. Gene Ontology annotation, molecular function: nucleic acid binding.
AUGGCGAAAAUAACUGCCUUAAACCGCCAAAAGGGCGCACUAAAAACGCAAGUAACUAAAUUAGGACUAUUCUUCGAGGACAAAGAAUGGACAUUUUCAAAAAUUGAACUGGAUAUUAAACUUAAAGCCUUGAAAAGAAUUCAAGAAAGUGCUUCAGAAUUGCGUUCUCAGUAUUAUCAGCUAAUUGAAAAAGAUGAAGAUUUGCCUCCAAUUGAAAAGGAUCUCGAUGAAUUAGAAUCGAAAACUGAAGAAUUAGAGGUAAGAAUUUAUACAUUUCUUUCAACGCAUGAAGAAAAUAAUUCUACCAAUGAAAGUAAAAACAAUGCAUUAGUUAGAUUACCGGAACUUUCGAUUUCAAAGUUUGCAGGUAAAAUUGAAGAAUGGAACAAUUUUAAAAUGCAAUUCAAUAGUAUAAUUAAUAGUAACAACCAAUUAUCAGAUGUACACAAACUUCAAUAUUUGCAAUCUUGCUUAGUCGGUGAAGCAAAACAUUUAAUGUCAGCUGAAGACACUUACGACUCAUUAUUUAAAGCUUUAGACGAAAGAUAUGAAAACGAAAGAAUAAUUGUAGAAACACACGUAAAUUCUAUUCUUAAGUAUUCUAAAAUUCAGCAACAAUCUACUAAAGAACUUAGACAUCUAAUUGACACUAUUAAUAAAAAUAUUCGUGCCCUUAAAGUCCUCAAAUAUGAGAGAAAUCAUUUAAGUGAUAUUUUAUUGAUAAAUAUCAUCUUAGAAAAACUAGACAUAGAAUCUCGCAAGCAAUUUGAGCUAAACGCAAGCUCCAAAGAAGUUCCGAAACUGGAAGAGCUUCUAUCAUUUUUAGAAAAAAGGUGUCAAGUUUUGGACAAUGUAUCGAGGAAUGUUUAUCAUAAAACCUCAAAAAAUGUGUCAGAACAAAAAUUUAACUCAAAAUCGUUAAUGAUAAAUAGUGAUAAAAAUUUGUGCAUUUUAUGUUCAUCUCCCGAUCAUGCAAUAUUUAAAUGUAAGCAGUUUUUACAGCUUAAUGUUCAAGAAAGAUGGAACACAGUAAAGAGACAUAAUUUAUGUACUAACUGUUUAAGCUAUCAGCAUCAACUUAAUUCAUGUAAAUCCAAACAUUUCUGUUUUACUUGUGGGAAAAGGCAUAACAGCUUAUUGCACAAAGUCAGAGAGACUACGAAACCCACACCCCCUCUCCAGUCUUUGGAUACAAUUGAAAAACUGCAGUUCCCAGACAAUGCCCCUGACAAUGGUUCUCCCGCUGUCCAAGACGUUAGGACUUUCGCUGGCUACACUCCCUCAGCAGAGCGAAAUGGGAUUUUGUCAACUGCACUUGUUUCAGUUUUAGAUGCUUCUGGAAAUCCAGUUAUUGGACGUGCUCUCCUAGAUUGUGGUUCCCAAAGCAGCUUCACUACAGCUGCAUUCGCUGAUUUAUUGAAUUUAAGGAAAGAAAGAAUUACUGAUGUCAUCCCAUCCUAUGUCAUAUGUACAAAAAAUAUGACAUUGCCUCCAGGCGUAAUCUUAGCAGAUCCGGGUUUUGGCACUCCAAAUAAAAUUGAUUUAUUAAUUGGCGCAGAGUUGUUUUGGGAAAUCAUAAAAACUGGACAAUUUCGAACCCCUUCACCGGAUUUAAGAUUUCAAGAGACAGUUUUUGGCUAUAUAGCUACUGGAACAAGCACAAGCGCAUCCGAAUUUAAAUUUUGUGGUUUUGUUAAAGGUUUGGACUCUCUUGAACAAAGUAUUCAGAAAUUUUGGAACAUUGAAAACGUGGAAGACGAUAAACGCAUCAUUAGCGAUGAAGCGAAAUUUUGCGAAGAAUAUUUUACGUCAACGUAUAAUCGAGAUAAUGACGGUAGAUUCAUUGUUUCUAUGCCUCUUAAAGAAGAACCUUCCUGCUUAGGAGAUUCCAGAGCCAAUGCAGAACGAAGACUUGAAAGCCUUUGGAAGCAAUUGAAAAACAAACCAACAAUGAUGCAAUUAUAUCAAAACUUCAUGCAAGAAUACGAAGAUCUGAAUCACAUGGAAGUUAUCUCAGAUGAAGAUAUCAAGGAAAAAUCUUAUUAUCUGCCGCAUCACGGAGUAUAUAAACCAGAAAAUCAGACAACUCCAUUACGUGUCGUCUUCAACGCAUCGGCCGCAACAACUUCUGGAAAAUCCCUUAACGAUAUUUUAUUGAAAGGUGACGUCCGAGAAGAUAUUUUUGACAUAAUGGUUAGAUUUCGCAAACAUAAAUACGCAUUCAUAGCCGAUAUUAAGAAGAUGUACAGGCAAAUUGGAAUUCAUCCAUCUCAGCAAAAUCUCCAAAGAAUUUUGUGGAAAAAGACGGCAGAAGACCCUGUUCUCACAUUUAAGUUAAAGACUGUAACAUACGGGACAUCAAGUGCCCCUUAUUUAGCUAUUAGAACACUUCAACAACUUGCAUAUGAUGAAGCAUCAAAAUUUCCUCUUGCGUCUGCUGUAACUCUAAGUGAUUUCUAUAUGGAUGAUGUGGUAUCAGGAGCCUCAACCAUUAAGGAAUUUGAAGAGGUCCAAAAACAACUUUUGGAAAUGUUUAAAACCAGUGGCAUGUUUUUUCAUAAAUGGAGCUCAAAUGUCAGCAAUUCCAUUUUUAAUUCGGCUGGAGAAAAUCAUAGUUUUGACGAGAAAUCGGAAAAUGAGAAAAAAGCUUUAGGGAUAAAUUGGAACCCAACAGAAGACAAAUUUUCCUUCAAGGUUUCCUUGAACCCCAGGAUAAGUUACACCAAACGAGACGUUCUAUCUGACAUUGCAAAAUUGUAUGAUCCUCUUGGCUUAAUUGGCCCCAUAAUAUGCAAGGCAAAAAUCUUUAUGCAAAGACUGUGGCUACUUAGACUAAAAUGGGAAGACAAGUUACCAGAUUCAAUCGCAACCGAAUGGCGUAAUUUUGUGAUAUCCUUAAAGGAGAUAGAAAAUAUUAAAGUGCAGCGUGACCUAGAAAAUGAAGACGGUGACACAUUAAAAUUACACGGUUUCGCAGAUGCUUCAGAAGCUGCUUACGGAGCAACUAUUUAUCUUCAGAGCAUUUCUGAAUCUCAUGAAGUGUCCUCGCAUCUAAUAUGUAGCAAAUCUCGGGUAGCUCCACUGAAGAAAAUGUCAAUUGCCCGUUUAGAACUCUCCGCUUGUCACCUACUCGCAGAAUUAACACAAAAAACCUUAAAAUCUUUGAAAAUGAAUAUCAAGGAAGUCAUCUUGUGGUCAGAUUCCACCAUUGCACUUGCGUGGAUCAAAACUCCUUCGCAUCAAUUAAAGACCUACGUUGGCAACAGAGUUUCUACCAUUCAACAACUUACUGAAGCCUACCAAUGGAAACAUGUAGCAUCCGAACAGAACCCUUCAGACUUGAUCUCACGCGGAGCAAGCAGCUCUCAACUCUCAUCUUUGUGGUUUAAGGGUCCAGAAUUUCUACUACAAGACAUGUUGGAAGAGAAAAUGACAGAAACCUCUACAAAUUAUCUAGACUCUAACACCUAUGAAAUUGAACUCAAAAGGGACAUUUGUUUGACAUUAACGAAAGACACUUCAUUUGCUAAGGGCCGAAGCAGCUCUAAGGGUCAGAUAAGUAUCCAAGAGUUGGAGCAGUCCACUAAAUUCUUGAUUAAAUCUGUUCAAGAAGUGGAAUUCACAGAAGAAAUAGAACUGCUGAAGAAAAACGAAUCAGUAGCUCGGAAAAGUAAACUUAAAUUUUUAAAUCCAUUUCUAGAUAAGGACUCAAUUCUUAGAGUGGGAGGUAGGUUAAAUAAUUCCAACUUAAAUUUUGAUCAUAAACAUCCAAUUAUUUUACCUAAGAGCCAUAAACUCACUUCAAUAAUUUUUGAAUAUUUCCAUAAAAAGUACUUACAUUUGGGUCCACAAUCAUUGCUGCAUCAUGUUCGCAUGCAAUAUUGGCCAAUUAAUGGUAAAAGUACUGCACGAAAGAUAGUUCAUGAAUGCAUUACGUGUUUCAAAAAUAAACCUGUUACUGCACAACAAAUUAUGGGUAAUCUUCCAUCUGAAAGAACCAACCCUAAUUUUACAUUUAAUGUUGCGGGAGUUGACUUUUGUGGUCCGUUUGAAAUUAAAUACAAGAACCAAAGAAAGGGAAUCUAUUCCAAAAUUUACUUAGCUUUAUUUAUUUGUUUGGCUACAAAAGCUAUUCACAUUGAAUUAGUCACAGAGCUGACUUCAGAAGCUUUCAUAGCUGCUCUAAAGCGUUUUUUUGCUCGCAGAGGGAAAAGUUCAACUAUUAUGUCAGAUAAUGCCACUAAUUUUAAAGGUGCAGAUUCGGAGUUAAAACGAUGGUUAUCACUUGUUAGUAAGCAAAAUAGCAGUUUUUCUAAUUAUUUAACUUCUGAAUCAGUAAUUUGGAAAUUCAUUCCUCCCAAUUCCCCAAAUUUUGGAGGUUUGUGGGAAGCUGGUGUUAAGUCGGUUAAAUACCAUUUGAAAAGAAAUUUAAACAAUGUUAGACUUACAAUAGAAGAAUUUUUGACUAUCGUUAUUCAAAUAGAAGGCAUAUUAAAUUCGCGUCCUUUAACUCCCUUGCCAUCAGAUUCUAAUGAAUACGAAGUUCUCACUCCAGGCCAUUUCUUAAUCGGUCGUCCAAUUAACGCAAUUCCAGAGCCACAAUUAAUUGAUACUAAUGAAAACCACUUGUCAAGAUGGCAAAAACUUACAAGGUACUCGCAAUUGAUAUGGAAAAGUUGGCAAAGAGAUUAUCUAAAUCAUCUCCAAAACCGUACUAAGUGGUGUUUCAAACAAGGUAAUAUUCCUAUUGGUACUAUGGUUCUUCUUAAAGAUGAUAAUUUACCCCCAGGUAAAUGGACCUUGGGCAGAAUUAUACAGACUACACCUGGUUCAGAUGGAAAUAUUAGGGUGGUCAAAGUAAAAACAUCAUCAAAUAUUUACACAAGAGGGAUAUCAAAGAUAUGUGUCCUGCCAGGACAAAAGGAGUGUUAA